CAGAGUCACACCGUCCUGUUCCAGGCUGUUUAGCUUCUCCAUAAAUUACAAGACACAGUUGGAAGAAUCGCACGAUGGAGGUCAAGCUGUUAGUUUGUGGUGUCGUGCUCGUGGUCUUCGCGGUUACAGGAAGCAACGCACAAUUAGAUGUUUGUGGCAUUGCGCCUCUCUCCCUCAGGAUCGUAGGGGAGGAUGCUCCUGCAGGAUGGUGGCCCUGGAUGGCCAGUCUGCACUUCAACAACAAGCAUGAAUGUGGAGGUUCUCUGAUCAAUGACCAGUGGAUUCUGACUGCUGCUCACUGUUUCGAGAGCCCCAGCACAUCUGGUCUUAUCGUUUACCUCGGACGUCACACCCAAAAACUCUCUAACCCUAACGAGGUGUCCCGGACUGUUUCCAAGAUCAUCACGCAUUCAGACUUUAAUGACGAAACACUCAACAACGACAUAGCCUUGCUGCAACUGUCCUCGCCUGUUUCUAUCACUGACUACAUCAGACCCGUGUGUCUGGCGGCAAAAGGCAGCGUCUUUAAUGCCGGGAUGACCUGCUGGGUCACCGGAUGGGGAGACAUCCAAUUUGGGGUUCCACUUCCUUACCCACAGAAGCUGCAGGAGGUGAAUAUUCCCAUCGUUUCCAACAGGGAUUGUAACAAUGCCUAUGGCUACAUCACAAGCAACAUGAUCUGUGCUGGUCUGACCCAGGGUGGAAAGGACUCCUGUAAUAAGGAUUCAGGCGGCCCGAUGGUGAAAAAAACUGGCUCAAAGUGGGUCCAGGCCGGAGUGGUGAGUAGUGGAGAAGGUUGUGCUGAGCCCAACAUUCCAGGAAUCUACACCAGAGUGUCUGAAUAUCAAUCCUGGAUCAACAGCAAGAUCCCCACCAACCAGCCGGGCUUCAUCAUCUUUCGGCCCCCUGGGACUGACAGUGACCUCAGCGUGCUUCAUCAUCUCUGGAACCUCUUACCUGAUCUCCCUCACGGUUACUCUGCUGCUGUCCGUCGCACAUGUUCCCUUCUGCCUCUUUGUCCUUACAUAGGAAGUUUAAUUGGUUUUGAUUAAUUAUUACAAGAAGAUGUCUGAUUAUGCUUUUGAUUUCUUUAUUUUCUCUAUUAAUUGACUUAUCUUUUUUUAAUGGCAGAAAAUAGAGAAAUAUGUCCUAUUACAAAACUUCCCAUAGCCCAGUGUACUCAACGGUUUGUAAAAUGACUAAAAUAAAUUAUCACAAUAGUAAUUUUAUCAAGUAAUUGAUGACUAAUCAUUGUGUUGUAUUGUGUUCGAUUAACUUUGCUGGAAACAGGUGAACUCAUUUAAACUAAUUUGCAGAAUUUGCACUUUAGUGGAAACUUUGAACUUGUUGGUGUGGACCAUCUUCAACAUCAUGAAAUUAAAUAAUGCAAUUAAAUUUAAAAUUGUAUUGUAAAAUUACAUAAUAAAUUCAUCAUUUAAAGACAAUGACAUUUUUUAUUGAUCAAUUUCAUUAUUUUAUUACACUUCAACAGAUUAGUUUGACUGUUAAAAUGUAAUAUUCAUGUGUUGAAUUUAUUAAGAUGGUUAAAAUUAAACAUACAAGUUGAUAAUUACUCCAGACUCUCAUCAGAGUAAAUUAAAGUCAAUAACAGAUUUUGGCCUGAAACUGAUUAACUAUAUUAUUAUUAAACAUUUGCUCUAACUGUGAAUAUCAGAAGGUCAUGAACGUUGGGAUGUGGCAGGAGAGAUGGUGAAGACAUGUUUUUUUAUUAAUCUGCAUUAAAUUGCAAUUGUAACUGUAAUUAAUGCUUUCAGGUUUUUUGCAACUGUGAUUAAAUCUUUAAGGAGAGGAUAUAUGAAGUACAUUCAAAUUAUACUUACAAUUAUAAACAUUUUCACAAUUUUACAAUAAUAUAUCAAUACAACAGGUAGGCUUUAUUUCAGGGCUGUGUAAUUGGAUGACAUUGUACAGGUGAUCGUAUUUGUUUGGUAUUGAUGUUGUAUGUGUGUUAUGUAAGACUCCUUUCAUACUCUCCACAUAGAUCUCUUUUUUAUUACAUGGGAGCCUCUUGAUUCUACCUACAGAACAUGUCUAUAUAAGGAUUACAACUGUCAAAGGAUAAAAAUGAGGGUCUUAUGUAAGACUAUAAAC
Micropterus salmoides (largemouth bass) is the source of this 2112-nucleotide messenger RNA. RefSeq names its product tryptase-like. NCBI's taxonomy places the organism in Eukaryota, Metazoa, Chordata, Actinopteri, Centrarchiformes, Centrarchidae. Gene Ontology annotation, biological process: proteolysis. Gene Ontology annotation, molecular function: serine-type endopeptidase activity. The coding region runs from base 75 to 1052 and encodes 325 amino acids. The transcript has 6 exons. The record is from RefSeq and is a predicted model, not a curated record.